Messenger RNA from Vanessa atalanta (red admiral), 1223 nucleotides. Its product is annotated as mitochondrial import receptor subunit TOM20 homolog. The record is from RefSeq and is a predicted model, not a curated record. Gene Ontology annotation, biological process: tRNA import into mitochondrion; protein import into mitochondrial matrix; protein targeting. The transcript is spliced from 4 exons. Gene Ontology annotation, molecular function: transmembrane protein transporter activity. Gene Ontology annotation, cellular component: mitochondrial outer membrane; mitochondrial outer membrane translocase complex. NCBI's taxonomy places the organism in Eukaryota, Metazoa, Arthropoda, Insecta, Lepidoptera, Nymphalidae. The coding region runs from base 122 to 589 and encodes 155 amino acids.
AUGAUAGCCAACUUUCAAGUUCGAUUUUACUGAUAAAUGGCGGACCGCAAAAUUUCCUAACAAAAGCGAGUAUAUAUUUCAGAAUAUUUUAUGAACAAUCAAUUAAAAAACUGAAUUUAUCAUGGAGCUUAGUCGUACUACGCUUGGUUUAGCAGUUGGUCUUGCAGGAACCUUAUUUCUAGGGUAUUGUGUUUAUUUUGACCAACAACGUCGUAAGGAUCCUCUAUUUAAAAAGAAGUUAAGAGAACGUCGUGAAAAAGCCCAACACAAUGCUAGCAGAUCUCGGACGCUUGGAGGUCCUCUGCCCGAUAUGAAUGAUCAUGAGGCUAUGCAGAGAUUCUUUUUGCAACAGAUCCAACUCGGUGAAGAGCUGUUGGCUGCUGGAGACCUCGAGGCUGGUGUAGAGCACCUUGGACAGGCUGUUGCAGUAUGCGGACAAACACAACAGCUACUUGGUGUGCUCCAACAAACGAUGCCAGCAUCUAUCUUCCAUCUUCUUUUAAAGAAGCUUCCGGAAGUCUCAGAACGUCUCCGUGCCUCCAUCAAAGCUAAUGGUGGUACAACACUACAGGAAGAAGAUGUUGAAUAAGAUAUUUAUGUGCCUCGGCCUAACAAUAAUUGGGUAUUAUUAAGUUAUAUUCAAAUGUAGAGGAAAUUUUGUGUGACAUAAAACUGUUAUAUGGAUAAACAAAGAGAUGUUUUUUUUUCCUAUAACUUUAGUAUAUUUAGAAUACCUUCAAUUUCUUUAGAAAUCAUAUUAAAGACACAGGUGGAAAUCAGUGUCUUAUUAAUACCAAAUUAUUUAAAGUUAGGCCUACAUCAUGCCCUAUUAGAAAAUUAGAUACCAAAUGGUAUAAUAUUUUGCUAUGUAUAACAAUACAAUGCCUGCAAUUUUCUUCCUUAAUUUUCGUUUCUGUUAAAUUAUAAUAAUUAUGUUAUUAAAUGCUUAACUUAAUAUAGGUUUAGAAAUAUAGAUAAAAAAAAUCUUACUUGAUAAUUAUAAUUAAAUAUAAAUAAUGUUUGAAGCUCAAAGGUUUUGAAUCAUGGUUUUUUUUUCAAUUAUGUUAGGGCUGUGAAAGUUGUAAAUCCGCCAAAUAAUCUUCGUCAUUAAAGGGAGAAAAUUUUAACAAUAUUUGUUAGUGUUAUUUUAGGUUUUGUUCACAUUUGAUUGAGAAUGCUUGAGUUUUGAUUGAUUUUAUUGUGAAAUAAAAGUAUUGUACAAA